GAUGACACAGAAGAAAAUUCCAAUGAUGGCAGCCAGCCAUCCAAGAGACGGCGUAUGGGCUCAGGGGACAGUUCUCGGAGCUGUGAAACUUCCAGUCAAGACCUUGGGUAUAGUUAUUUUCCUGCUGAAAAUUUGAUAGAAUACAAAUGGCCGCCUGAUGAAACAGGAGAAUACUAUAUGCUUCAGGAGCAAGUCAGUGAAUAUUUAGGUGUGACUUCCUUUAAAAGAAAAUAUCCAGAUUUAGAAAGGCGAGAUUUAUCUCACAAGGAGAAACUCUACCUCAGAGAACUAAAUGUUAUCACAGAGACUCAAUGCACACUAGGUCUAACAGCUUUGCGUAGUGAUGAAGUAAUUGAUCUUAUGAUUAAAGAAUACCCUGCCAAACAUGCUGAGUAUUCUGUUAUACUGCAAGAGAAAGAACGGCAGCGAAUAACAGAUCAUUACAAAGAGUAUUCUCAAAUGCAGCAGCAGAAUACACAGAAGGUAGAAGCCAGUAAAGUUCCAGAAUAUAUUAAAAAAGCUGCCAAGAAAGCUGCAGAAUUCAACAGCAAUUUAAACCGAGAGCGGAUGGAAGAAAGAAGAGCCUAUUUUGAUUUACAGACACAUAUUAUCCAGGUGCCUCAAGGAAAAUACAAAGUCUUGCCUACAGAGAGAACAAAGGUUAGUCCUUAUCCAGUGGCUCUCAUACCCGGCCAGUUCCAGGAGUACUACAAAAGAUAUUCUCCAGAUGAACUUCGUUACUUGCCGUUAAACACAGCUCUUUAUGAACCUCCUUUGGAUCCGGAGCUGCUUACACUGGACAGUGAUGGAGAUUCAGAUGAUGCAGAAGAAGGGCGAGGUGAUGAAAAAAGAAAAACCAAAGGCAAUUCGGACAAUUCAUCUGGCAAUGUAUCUGAAGGUGAUUGCGUCACAGACAACCAGGAGGAUUCUUUUCAGGGAAGACAAAAAACAAGAGACAAAAGUGCUACUCCAAGAAAAGAUGGUUCCAAACGUUCUGUAUUACCCAAAUCAGUUCCUGGGUACAAGCCAAAGGUCAUUCCAAAUGCUAUAUGUGGAAUUUGUCUGAAGGGUAAGGAGUCCAACAAGAAAGGAAAACCUGAAGCUCUUAUACAUUGCUCCCAGUGUGACAACAGUGGCCACCCUUCUUGCCUUGAUAUGACCCCGGAGCUUGUUGCUAUGAUUAAGACUUACCCUUGGCAAUGUAUGGAGUGUAAAACGUGCAUUAUAUGUGGGCAGCCUCACCAUGAAGAAGAAAUGAUGUUCUGUGAUGUAUGUGACCGUGGUUAUCACACUUUUUGUGUGGGGCUUGAUGCUAUCCCUUCAGGUCGCUGGAUUUGUGAUUGUUGUCAGAAAGACCCUCCUGUACCCAGAAGAGGAGGAAGAAGGGGGAAAAACAGCAAGGAGGGCUAAGAAAGCCCCAAACACUUGCUGUCCAAAACUUAACUGCACAAAUUAAAGUGAUACUCUGGUGCUAUUUAAUCAACCACUCUAUAAGAGGAGCAAUACCACUUUUUUCUUUUUACUAAAUAAACUUUGUCUAUAUAGUGA
Passer montanus (Eurasian tree sparrow) is the source of this 1548-nucleotide messenger RNA. It is a transcript of the gene PHF10, whose product is annotated as PHD finger protein 10. Gene Ontology annotation, cellular component: npBAF complex. The record is from RefSeq and is a predicted model, not a curated record. Lineage: Eukaryota; Metazoa; Chordata; Aves; Passeriformes; Passeridae. The transcript is spliced from 11 exons. The coding region runs from base 55 to 1410 and encodes 451 amino acids.